CAUCCCUUCGCCAUGGCUCGCACAGGCAUUCCCGGCCGCGCCGCGCCGCGCCGCAAGCACGAGCGUGCGCCCAGCGGCAGCGCCCCCGCGCGCGGCCCGCAGGCCAAGAGCAAGUCGCGUCUCAGCAGCUCGUCGGCAGCCGCAGGCAGCAGCAGCAGCGCAACGCCCGCGGCCGGCAGUGCCGAGGCGGCCGUCAGCAAGGCGGCCAAGCGCGCCGUGAUGCGGCAGGCGCUGCUCGCUGCGCCCACUGUGGCAGCCGCGGAUGUGGCGCCGGGCAAGGGAGACACCGUGUCGCGCUCGGCACUGCGGCGACGCAAGCGUCAGGCGCGCGAUGCGAUUGGCCAGGACGCGGCGGCGGGGCGAGAGGGCGGCGUCAAGGACGUGGCGGAGGCACUGCUGCAUGUCGAGGAGGAGAUGGAGGAGGAGGAAGACGCGCGACAGGAGGAGCCGCUCGGCGUGGGAGCGAAGAGCGCGGCGACCAUCAGCACCAACAUGCGCAAGGCCACUCUCGCCCAAGAGCAAAAGCGCCAAGCCGCCAUCGUGUCCGACGCCUCGUUCCGCGCCAACCCCUUUGCCGCACUGCGUGUCCACGCGCGCCAGAGCCUCGCUUUCGACGCUGGCAAGGCGGCGCGGUGAAGGUGUGUCCUGGCGUUUGCCGGGCUGCUGGCCUCGCUGCGAAUGGGGCCCUCUUCGCCUCCUGGUGCGGACGUCGACCCGCGCUGCCACGAUACUUACCGAGCGCAGUCCUCUGCACACAGCAUCAAACGACCCAAUGUGCAGUCAGCGAGUGAGGCGAGGCAAUGUAUUUCUAGUGCAAGAGAUCGAGAUCG
Molecule: messenger RNA, 830 nt
Organism: Tilletiopsis washingtonensis
Lineage: Eukaryota; Fungi; Basidiomycota; Exobasidiomycetes; Entylomatales
Exons: 2
Coding region: 13-636 (207 amino acids)
Biological process (GO): maturation of SSU-rRNA from tricistronic rRNA transcript (SSU-rRNA, 5.8S rRNA, LSU-rRNA)
Cellular component (GO): preribosome, small subunit precursor; nucleolus; 90S preribosome
Source: RefSeq, a predicted model, not a curated record